GUUGCAGGCCAGGAAGGCAGGGCUCUCUAUGGCUACAAAGACGUCCCAGAAGGACCAGGAGCUGAAGAACCACGUGUAUAAGAAAACCCUGCAGGCUCUGAUCUACCCCAUCUCCUGCACCACGCCCCAUGCCUUCCAGGUGUGGACCGCCUCCACACCCACCUACUGCUAUGAGUGUGAGGGACUGCUGUGGGGCAUCGCCCGCCAGGGCAUGAGGUGUGCUGAGUGUGGGGUCAAAGUUCACGAGAAGUGCCAGGAGCUUCUCAACGCUGACUGUCUGCAGAGGGCGGCUGAGAAGAGCUCUAAGACGGGAGCAGAGGACCGGACCCAGCACAUCAUCACAGCCAUGAAGGACAGGAUGAAGAUCAGGGAGAGGAACAAGCCGGAGAUCUUUGACGAGAUCAGGGCUGUGUUUGCCGUCACUAAGCUGCUCCAUGCGCAGCAGAUGAAGACCAUAAAACAGAGUGUGUUAGACGGAACCUCCAAGUGGUCUGCCAAGAUCACCAUCACAGUUGUCAGUGCUCAGGGUCUCCAGGCUAAAGACAGGACUGGCUCCAGUGAUCCCUACGUGACCAUUCAGGUGGGGAAGACUAAGAAGAGAACCAAGACCAUAUACGGAAACCUCAACCCUGUGUGGGAGGAGAAAUUCAACUUCGAGUGCCACAACACGUCGGACCGCAUCAAGCUGCGUGUUUGGGACGAGGAUGAUGACAUCAAGUCCAGGGUGAAACAGCGUCUGAAGAGGGAGUCUGAUGACUUCCUGGGUCAGAGCAUCAUCGAGGUCAGAACACUCAGCGGAGAGAUGGACGUCUGGUACAACCUGGAGAAGAGGACUGAUAAGUCAGCAGUGUCUGGGGCCAUCAGGUUACAGAUCAGUGUGGAGAUUGAAGGGGAGGAGAAAGUAGCUCCGUACCACGUUCAGUACACCAGCCUACAUGAGAACAUGUUCCAUUACUCUACUGACGUGGUGGGUCAGGGGGUGGUGAAGGUGCCUGUUGCCUAUGGAGACGAUGCGUGGAAGGUCUACUUCGAUGAGGUGCUGCAGGAUAUCGUAGAUGAAUUCGCCAUGCGCUACGGCAUCGAGUCCAUCUACCAGGCCAUGACUCACUUUGCCUGUCUGUCCUCUAAGUACAUGUUGUCUGGUAUUCCUGCUGUGAUGAGUACUCUGUUGGCCAAUAUCAACGCCUUCUACGCCCAUCCUACAGCCAUCACCAACGUCUCUGCAUGUGACCGCUUCAAUGCCUCCAACUUCGGGAAAGAUCGUUUUGUUAAACUCAUGGAUCAACUGCACAACUCUCUUCGGAUCGACCUCUCCACAUACAGAAAUAACUUCCCAGCCAGUAGUAAGCCUCGUCUGCAGGACCUGAAGUCUACUGUGGAUCUGCUGACAAGCAUAACCUUCUUCAGAAUGAAGGUGUUGGAACUUCAGAGCCCCCCCAGGGCAGCCCAUGUUGUGAGAGACUGUGUGAAGGCCUGUGGAAACUCCACCUAUGAGUACAUCUUCAACAACUGUAUAGAGCUCUACAUGAGACAGUUCCAGCCUGCCGUAGAACCUCCCAAGCCAGAGAAGAAGAAGAAGGAGAAGAAGAAGAAGAAGGAGAAGAAACAGGGAGAAGAAGGGGAGGAGGGAGAGGAGGAGGCUGAGGAAGAAGAGGAGGAGGAGGAGGAAGAAGAAGAGGAAGAGGAAGAGGAGGAAGUGAAGAAGGAGCCAGAGGAGACAGGGCCUACUAUCCACAACCUGGACUUCUGGCCGAAACUCAUCACCCUCAUCGUCUCCAUCAUAGAAGAAGAUAAGAACGCCUACACACCCAUCAUUAACCAGUUUCCUCAGGAGCUCAACGUGGGGAAGGUCAGUGCUGAAGUCAUGUGGACGCUGUUCGCUCAGGACAUGAAGUACGCCCUAGAAGUUUUUGAUAACAUCGACCACUGCCACUGGAACAAUGCGCCUGAAACAAUCCGAAUCCGCAGACUAGACUUUUACGCUGAGCACGAGAAACAUCGUCUGUGUAAGAGUGCUGACUACAUGAAUCUUCACUUCAAGGUCAAGUGGCUUUACAACGAGUAUGUGAUCGACCUGCCUGCCUUCCAAGACACUGUACCAGAGUAUUCUGCGUGGUUUCUGCAGUUUGUCCUUCAGUGGCUGGGUGAGAACGAGGAUGUGUCCAUGGAGUUUAUGAAUGGAGCUCUAGAGAGGGACAAGAGGGAAGGGUUCCAGCAGACAUCGGAGCAUGCUCUGUUCUCCAGUUCAGUAGUGGACAUCUUCACCCAGCUCAACCAGAGCUUUGAGAUCAUCAAGAAACUAGACUGUCCUGACCCCAAGGUGCAGGCCCACUACAACAGGCGAUUCGCCAAGACCAUCACAAAGGUGCUGAUGCAAUACUGUGCUAUCCUAUCCAAGGAGUUCCCCUCCUACUGCCAGAAGGAGAAGAUACCUUGUGUGUUGAUGAAUAACAUACAACAGAUGCGGGUCUUGCUGGAGAAGAUGUUUGAGUGCAUGGGGGCUAAACAGGCUGAGAAGAAAGACAAGGAGAAGCAGGAGGACAACAUCAGCAAAAAGUCAAAGAAUGAGGUGAACAAGAUUGAAGCCACAGCGGGCAUGAAGAAGCUGGAUUCGGAAGCUGCGGACAUCUUGAAUGACCUGCAGGUCAAACUGGCCACCGUCCUGGACAACCUGAGCGCCAUGUUCGGCAAGAGUUUCCAGGCCCGUCUCACCGUCUGCAUGCGUCAGAUGGCAGAGAUCCUGUAUCAGAUCAAAGGUCAUCCCAACCGUCAGACAGCCGAGGCCGACGCUGACAACAUGCUGAGGCCUCUCAUGGAGUUCCUGGAUGGAAAUCUGAGUCUGUUUGCUGACACCUGUGAGAAGACAGUUCUGAAGAGAAUACUAAAGGAUCUGUGGAAGAUCGUCCUCAGCAGCUUGGAGAAGACCAUCAUCUUACCACCGAGCAACGACGGCUUCGGAGCUCAGAUACUGACUGCUGCCAAGGGACUGUCCAACCUGAAGGGAGGGGGCGAGGCCAAAAGCCUGACGCCCAAACAGUGUGUCAUCAUGGAUGCUGCACUGGAAACCAUCAAGCAAUACUUCCAUGCAGGGGGUAAUGGUCUGAAGAAGGCCUAUGUGGAGAAGAGUCCUGAGUUAUCUUCGCUGAAAUAUGCUCUGUCCCUCUACUCUCAGAGCACUGAUGCACUAAUCAAGAUCUUUGUAACUACACAGCAUGCACAGGUUCAUAAUGGGAUGGGCAUCAGGAUUACCCCCAGUGAGAAGGUUCGGCCAGACAGAGGUUCAGGAGUGGAGAAGCCUGUUGGUGAGGCCCAGAUCCAGGUAGACAUGGUGCCUCCAGGCAAAGACAAGAUCCACAAGGUCAACAUCAGAGUGAUAGCGGUGAAUGACAUGAGGUGGCAGACAUCAGGGAUGUUCCGUCCCUUCGUGGAAGUCAAUAUGAUUGGUCCGCUCCUUGCAGCACAGAAGAGGAAGUUCACCACCAAGUCAAAGAACAACAGCUGGACAGCCAAGUACAAUGAGACCUUCCAAUUUAUCCUGGGUAAGGAGUCUCCAGACUGCUAUGAGCUGCAGGUGACGGUGAAGGACUACUGUUUCGGCCGGGCCGACCGUGUUGUGGGCGUGGCCGUGGUCCAGCUCCGAGACGUGGCUGACAGGAAGUCGUGUGUGUGCUGGUGCCCGCUGGGCGGAACCAUCCAGAAGGACGAGACGGGCGUAACAGUGAUGCGUAUCUUGUCUCAGCGUGCGGCCGACGAGGUGGCCAAGGACUUUGUCAAACUGAAGGCCGAGACACGCCCUGUAGAGGAGGGCAGAUGAUGAGGAGAUGUGGAGAGAGGAUCGAUAGAGGAGAAAAGAGGUGGAGAGAGGAUAGGUA
This is a messenger RNA of Oncorhynchus nerka (sockeye salmon), 3872 nucleotides long. RefSeq names its product protein unc-13 homolog B-like. Gene Ontology annotation, biological process: neuromuscular junction development; synaptic vesicle priming; synaptic vesicle maturation. Gene Ontology annotation, molecular function: calcium ion binding; diacylglycerol binding; calmodulin binding. NCBI's taxonomy places the organism in Eukaryota, Metazoa, Chordata, Actinopteri, Salmoniformes, Salmonidae. Bases 29 to 3814 code for a protein of 1261 amino acids. The transcript has 34 exons. The record is from RefSeq and is a predicted model, not a curated record. Gene Ontology annotation, cellular component: presynaptic active zone cytoplasmic component; plasma membrane; presynaptic membrane.